AUGUAUAUCGGAUUACAGUAUUCAUAUGCAAACAAUACGAAAUUGGCGUUGGAUUUUUUGAAUGAUGCAGCCAUAAGUUCGGGUGAAAAUGCACUUGUUCUUCAUGAGCAGGGAUGCAUUCAUUACAUGAUGAAACAGUGGGAAAGUGCUGAAGAACACUUCACAAGAGCAUUGAAGUUGGCCUAUGGUUUAACGGAUGCUGAUGAAGUAUGCGACAUUAUGGAGUUACUUUGGAAACCAAUCAGUCAAUUUUGGGAGCCAUUACUCAACAAUUUAGGGCAUACGAAACGAAAACUUGGAAAAUAUUUGGACGCUGUUAAAUUUCAUCAGAAAGCAAUAGUAUUACGUCCGCAGAAAGCAAGUACAAUUGGAGCUAUGGCCGUGGCGUUUGCAUCAGCGGGUCGGGUCGACGAAGCAGCGAUUCAAUUCCAUAAUGCGCUCUCUCUUUCACCUCACGAUCAGGUUGGGGUUUGCCUUUCUAAAUUGAUACCUUUAACUCUAUUUCGACUACUUUCGUUGAAAAAAUGUGCGGAGUGUAAUUUCGCUUCGAAUUCUAUCGUAAAUCACUGGAAUGUUUUUAAAUAA
Messenger RNA from Anisakis simplex (herring worm), 585 nucleotides. NCBI's taxonomy places the organism in Eukaryota, Metazoa, Nematoda, Chromadorea, Rhabditida, Anisakidae. The record is from the annotation of a GenBank genome assembly.